AUGAUGAUACACGUUUUCAAUGAUGAAAACAUUCAGAAGCCAGAAAAAGGAAAGGAAGCACUUUCCAUCAACAAGGUAGAAGCUCCUUCUUCAAUCAUUUCCAGCAGUUCCCUAUCAACUUCAGAAUCCAGUUCUCGAUCUUAUGCUACUUCCAACACCAGUGAACUCGCUCAGCCAAGAGCCAAUGCAUGGAAGACUGUCUCACCACCAAAGAAUGGAUCCGUUUGGGACAAAAAAGUAACCACUCCAAAAGCAUCAGAUGAAGUACAGUCUAUUCGAAGACCACGCAGCAUUGUUGACAUUAUCAUUGCUGUAGAAAAAGCAAAAGCUGAUCAAACCUCACAAUGGCGUCAAACAGAGCACAAUGCAAAUUAUUCAAACGGAAUUUCUUCGAUUGUUGAUGCUUAUGAUGGUCCUUAUCUUAAUUCACAAAGGAUAUCAAAACAGAAUUGUGUGGUCAGACCGUCUUCUUCCACGUACAGUUCUUCACAAAGAUCAUCUUCCAACCCCGACACUGUUACAGCUUCGCAAGUUUUGCCGCCCCUUCCACCACCACCGCGUCCAAAUGCAACCAAACAAGAACAUCAUAGGUACUUCUAUGCAUUGAGAAAGGCGACAAGAUUGCGCAAACAAAUGAUGAACGCAUCAAAUUCACCGCCGCAAGAGAUUAAACGACAUGGUUUUCAAAUGAGCGGAUCAGAAAGCUCAACAUCUUCUUCAGGUGGUGGCGGUGGCUCUGGCUCUCAACAUUCUCGCUUUAGACGUUAUUCAGAAUCAUCAAAUACCGAUACAAAAUUGCCUUUUAUGCAACAUAUCUCCAAUACCAACAAACAACUUUCUACCGUGAUCAAUCCUCAUUCAAGCCAAUCAACUUUAUUUCCUGUUCCUCCUCAAACGCAUAAUCCAAUUGCAAUGUAUCAAGAUGAUCUUCAUUCGCCUUCUUAUAUCGCUAUGAAAGCUUGGCAAAACACAUCCUUGGCUUCUCGACCAAAGCGUGCAUAUGAUCCUCAAUUUAUGCUCGAUAUCCUUGAUUCCGAUGAUAAAGAGACGCAAGAACUUUUUCUUGACUUGGACGCUACUAUUCGAUUACAACAUGCUGAACUUGGCUUCUGACAGAUUCCCAUUGCCUCCUUUUGCUUCUCUAUCUCAUUGAUUGCUUCUCAUACUUCAUUGCACUAGCCCUCUAUCUUUUCACUUUCAUUUGCUUC
Molecule: messenger RNA, 1208 nt
Organism: Meira miltonrushii
Lineage: Eukaryota; Fungi; Basidiomycota; Exobasidiomycetes; Exobasidiales; Brachybasidiaceae
Exons: 1
Coding region: 1-1113 (370 amino acids)
Source: RefSeq, a predicted model, not a curated record